UGGCGGGGAAGGAGCUUGGGCCACUACUCUAAAUACAGUCUAGUCGCGAUGUCUCUUCUGGCUAGCGUCUCUUUUGUUUAUGGGCAAGCACGACCCACCAAACCUCAAAUCAAUAACCCCUUGACGCUUCUCUUCCUUCCCCACUAUCCAUCUUCUUCACAGACCACUUCGAAGACCUCCCCAGCAUUUUUGCUGUGAUUUCUUCUACAUCUUCCGCCGUUCAUCCAGCCCAAUCUCAUCACAACCGCAAAUAUGAGAGAAGUUAUUAGCAUCAACGUCGGUCAAGCCGGUUGCCAAAUCGCAAACUCUUGCUGGGAGCUCUACUGCCUUGAGCACGGUAUCCAGCCUGAUGGAUAUUUGACCGAGGAGCGCAAGGCCGCUGAGCCUGAUCAGGGUUUCAGCACCUUCUUCUCUGAAACUGGUCAAGGAAAAUACGUACCAAGAACCAUCUACUGCGAUCUCGAGCCCAACGUCGUUGAUGAGGUCCGAACCGGUACCUACCGCACCUUGUUCCACCCUGAGCAAAUGAUCACUGGAAAGGAGGAUGCCUCAAACAACUACGCCCGUGGUCACUACACUGUCGGAAAGGAGCUGAUCGACCAGGUUUUGGACAAGGUUCGCCACGUUGCCGACAACUGCUCUGGUCUUCAGGGUUUCCUUGUUUUCCACUCCUUCGGUGGUGGAACUGGUUCUGGUUUCGGCGCUCUACUCAUGGAGCGUCUCUCCGUCGACUUCGGCAAGAAGGUCAAGCUGGAGUUCUGCGUCUACCCAGCUCCACAAACCGCCACUUCCGUUGUUGAGCCAUACAACUCCAUUCUCACCACCCACACAACCCUCGAACACUCCGAUUGCUCGUUCAUGGUUGACAACGAGGCUAUCUACGACAUCUGCCGAAGAAACCUUGGUCUUGAGCGUCCUAACUACGAGAACUUGAACCGCCUCAUUGCUCAAGUUGUCUCUUCCAUUACCGCCUCCCUCCGUUUCGAUGGAUCCCUUAACGUUGAUCUGAACGAGUUCCAGACCAACUUGGUUCCUUACCCACGUAUUCACUUCCCUCUCGUCGCCUACGCACCAGUCGUCUCUGCUGCUAAGGCUUCCCACGAGGCCAACUCGGUCCAGGAGAUCUCCAUGUCCUGCUUCGAGCCGAACAACCAGAUGGUGAAGUGCGAUCCCCGCAACGGAAAGUACAUGGCUACCUGCCUGUUGUAUCGUGGUGAUGUUGUGACAAAGGAUGUUCACGGCGCCGUCGCAACUCUUAAGACCAAGCGAACUAUCCAAUUCGUUGACUGGUGCCCAACUGGCUUCAAGAUCGGUAUCUGCUACCAGCCACCUCAAAUGGUUCCCAACGGCGACUUGGCCAAGGUCAACCGUGCUGUCUGCAUGCUUUCCAACACUACCGCCAUUGCCGAGGCAUGGUCCGCUCUCUCUCACAAGUUCGAUCUCAUGUAUUCCAAGCGUGCUUUCGUCCACUGGUACGUCGGUGAGGGUAUGGAGGAGGGUGAAUUCUCCGAGGCCCGUGAAGAUCUUGCUGCGCUGGAGCGUGAUUACGAGGAGGUUGCGACGGAUUCUCUUGAAGGUGAUGAAGGAGCUGAAGCUGAGUACUAAGCGGAUUGCUUUGCUGAGUGAUAUGUUUAUCUCCUGUGGGAUCGCAUCAUACUUGGGACUUAGAUCUGGAACUUGAUUCAGCAACAUGAUGCUUCGUUUGGAGUGUUUGGAGCUUCGUCAUGUUCAGUAUGGGGUUGUUGGACCAACGUUUUUCUUUUUACUGCGGACUUUGCGAAGGAUUUCCUUCAACCAGAAUGAUCACCAACCCUCUUUGUAAUUCACACCGUAGUCAGUAGGCAAAUAAACUGUCGAUAAGCACAGCUCUGCCUGCACUUCAUACUGGUUACUUUUUAAUAUGCAUGCAAAUGCCAAUGGAUGAUUUCCGACACUGCAAAGGAACCUUGUGACCUGCAAGAAUAUGCAGAUGUAAAUGCAGGCUGCGGUGAAAGUGAUGAGAAAUUGCGUUGCUUUCCAACCAUUCGCUAUCCUCGGAGCCAGUAAAUCGUGAGACGGGCGGGAAUUGGUACGCUAGGCGGCAUCCCGCUAGGUUCGGGAGGUUGACC
Messenger RNA from Cadophora gregata, 2108 nucleotides. Its product is annotated as alpha-tubulin. Gene Ontology annotation, molecular function: GTP binding; structural constituent of cytoskeleton. Gene Ontology annotation, cellular component: cytoplasm; microtubule; spindle. Gene Ontology annotation, biological process: nuclear division; nuclear migration by microtubule mediated pushing forces; mitotic cell cycle. Bases 253 to 1605 code for a protein of 450 amino acids. The record is from RefSeq and is a predicted model, not a curated record. Lineage: Eukaryota; Fungi; Ascomycota; Leotiomycetes; Helotiales; Ploettnerulaceae. The transcript is spliced from 7 exons.